Molecule: messenger RNA, 1062 nt
Organism: Ruditapes philippinarum (Manila clam)
Lineage: Eukaryota; Metazoa; Mollusca; Bivalvia; Venerida; Veneridae
Exons: 4
Coding region: 221-586 (121 amino acids)
Source: RefSeq, a predicted model, not a curated record
GGUGAAUCAGCUCUUCAAUUUAAAGGGUAUGCAGAAGACUUAAAAUAGUGAAAAAAGUGUGUGAUUACAGACUUGUGUGUGAGGUUUUGAUUGUGGCGCAGUCAGUUGUUUGCCGAGAAGCCUUGAAAACUGUGUAUUGCCCCCAAAACAUUUUUAGAAUGAAUUAAUUGGUUGAAUACACAUUAAUUUAAACUGACACUAGCAUUCUUAACGUGGUGCGAUGGCGGAUGGAAAUUGUGGAAAAGGUUAUUACUACGAUGCACCUACAGGGAAGUGUAGGGAUUACGGAUGGCUUUGUGACACGCCGUCUUUAUAUUCACAUUCCUGUGACAAGUUAUGCCCAGAGUAUGGCGCAAAAAAACACGUGACUUCACAACCUCCUGGUCAAGAUAAUAGAUGGAAGUUAAACAUGCCUGGUUUGGUUAUUAUCGUAUGCGCUGUUUUGAUCCUCGUUUCAUUAUUAUACUUGCUGUGGAUGAUGGUUUCAAAAGGAAGUUUCGUAAUUUCCUUAAAGCCUUCCGUAACAGAAAGUAACCACACCCUGUCCAAGCUCAAAAAUGUCAUGGUGGGUUUCAGCUGGAAAUGAUACUACUUACCGGCAUUGGCUCUUAUCUUGAAAAACGACAUAGAAGCAAAUGGGCAAAGAAUUGACGAACCUAACUCAGUAACAAGUGUUUUAUGAAUAGUGAUAAAGAAAAUCUAAAGUGUAGAAUAAAGUGUUGAUACAAGUGAAAUAAAUAACGCGCAAAGUGAAACAAAUCAAUUGAUCGCGCAUCUGAGUAAAUAUAAUUAAAUCGCGCAUCUGAGAAACAGUACCAAAUCCUGCAUCUGAGAGACAAAAUAAUGAUAUCGCGCAACAUUGAAUAAUAAUAGUGCAAAGACAUUGGGUGCAAUGAACAUUUAAGGUGGUUGUGCCAUCAUGCACUACAUAUCUAUUAUCGCGCAUAAAUAUCAUAUCCCACAUUAGUGACAAAAUCUAGUGCAAAGACAUUGGGCACAGUAUGAACAUUUCAGGUGGCUGUGUCAGCACACUAGUAACCCCGAACAUGACAAAAAAGAAAA